AAUGUGAAAAAUUACGCGAACAUUUAAUUCAUGCUGUUGAUAAUUGUCUUGCAUCAUGUCGUUAUCAUUUCUUUUCAUAUGAUGGACCAAAUUUUAAAAAAUUAUCAUUACCAACAACACCAUUUGUUGGAAAUUAUUUUCAUUAUCCAAAUGAUGAAUUUAAACAUCCAGAUUUAAUUGAUGAAUUAAUUCAAACUGAUUCAUCUUAUCAAUCAUAUGUUAUGGCUCAUAAUGGAUGGGUUAUGAAUGAUGAUCCAUUAAGAUGUUUUGCUGAUGAAGGUCAAGAUGUUUAUUUACGUCGAGAUCUUCUUCAAUGGUCUGAUAUUAUUAAACUUCGUUUUGGUUCAAAACAAGAAGAUUGUCCAGCAUUAUAUUCUUAUAUGAAAGAAUAUACACGAUUAAUUGCAACAACAUUUCAUGGUUGUCGUCUUGAUAAUUGUCAUUCAACACCAUUAUGGUUAGCACAAGAUUUAAUGGAUUAUGCAAGAGAAAUUAAUCCCAAUUUUUAUAUUAAUGCCGAAUUAUUUACUGGAAAUAUUAAAACAGAUACACAUUUUAUUAAUCAAAUUGGAAUAAAUUCAUUAGUAAGAGAAUCAUAUCGUGCAUUUGAUCCAUAUGAAUUAGGUCAAAUAACAUCAUCUGUUAGUGAAGGAGAUCCACUUGGAUCAUUUAAUCAAUUAAAUCAAUGUUUAUUAGAAAAAAGUAAACCAUAUUCAUGGUUUUAUGAUCAAACACAUGAUAAUCCAUGUCAAAUUGAAAGAAGAUCUGUUGAAGAUGUUCUUCCACGUUCAGCUAUUGUUUCAAUGGCUAAUUGUUCAACUGGAUCAAAUCGAGGUUAUGAUGAAUUAGUUCCACAUCAUAUUGAUGUUGUUCAUGAAAAAAGAUUUUAUUCCGUAUGGAAUCAACAAGUUAAACAAAAUACUGCAAUGAUUCAAUUAAAAAAAUCUUUAAAUCAUUUACAUGCUCAACUUGCAAAACAAGGUUAUUCACAGUUAUUAGUUGAUCAAUUAUCAUCAUCAGUAUUAUUAUUAACUCGUCAUAAUCCAUCAAAUCAUAAAUCAAUAAUUUUAGUUGCAAAUACAUCAUUUUUUCAAUCAAAUAAUAAUCAUUCUGAACGUUUAAGUCCAUUAUCACUUGAAGGUGUUAUUGAUGAAAUAAUUGUUGAAGGAUCAUUAAAACAUGAUCAAGAGAAAGAAUCAGUAAAAGAAUUUCAAAGAUCAUCACAAUAUAUUAAUGGACUUAUUCAUACAAAUGUUUAUUUUAAUGAAAAUAUUCCAAUUGAACAAAGUCAAUUGAUUCGUUUAACAUCAUUAAAUAAUCGUGAAUAUAAUGGUUUUCGUACAAUUGAAUUUACAGAAAAUUUUCGUCCUGGUUCAAUUGUUAUUUUUCAAGUAUCUGUUCUUCCACAAAUACAUCAAACAUUAAUUAAUAUUGAACAAAUAAUCAAUCAAUUUUCGAAUCCAUCAAGUCAAUUUAAUAAAAUCAUUCAAGAUUUAACAUUAAUUGAUCUUGAACGUGUUCUUUAUCGUUCAUCAGUUGAAGAACAAUCUGAUGGUAAAGGUGUUGAUGUUUAUACAAUACCUGAUUAUGGUCAACUUGUUUAUUGUGGUUUACAUGGUUUAAUACCUAUUCUUGAAAAAAUACGUCAAUCAAAUCAACUUAAACAUCCAUUAGUUAAUAAUUUAAAACAAGGAAAUUGGUUAAUGGAAUAUAUUUCUAAUAGACUUAAAAUUCAUCCAAAUACAAAACAAUUAGGUGAUUGGUUUGGAAAUGUAUUCAAUUAUAUUGGAAGUUUAUCUCGUUUAAUGAUUCCAUGUUAUUUUGAUUUAAUAAUUCGUAAUUCUUAUUCAAAAUUAAUUGAACAUAGUAUUGAAUUACAAAAUCAAUUUAUACGUGGAUCAUCAUCAUUUGUACAAGAUUUAUCUCAAUCAAGUAUACAAUUAGUAAGUAUUGUAAGAAAUGCACGUUUACCAUUAUUAUCACCAAAUUUACGUGAACCACGACCAAAUGAAGAACAAGAUGAACAAACAUUUGAACGUGUUCAACAAUGUCCAUCAUUAGCUGCAGGUUUUCCACAUUUUGGUGCUGGAAUAUGGAGAAAUUGGGGACGAGAUACAUUUAUAUCAUUACGUGGUCUUCUUCUUUUAACUAGUAGAUAUGAAGAAGCUCGUUAUUUAAUUUUAUCCUAUGGUGGUUGUCUUCGUCAUGGUUUAAUUCCAAAUUUAUUAGGUGAUGGAAAAAUCGCUCGUUAUAAUGCACGUGAUGCUGUUUGGUGGUGGUUAUAUUCUAUAUCAUGUUAUACACGUUUAGUACCUGAUGGAUAUGAAAUACUUUCAGAUAAAGUUUCACGUUUAUAUCCAACACAUGAUAGUCCAAUGCAAGCAAGUGGUUCACAUGAUCAAUCAUUAUAUGAUGUUAUACAUGAAGUUCUUCUUCGUCAUAUUCAAUCAUUAAAUUAUAGAGAACGUGGUGCUGGACAUUCAUUAGAUUCAGAUAUGAAAGAUCAAGGAUUUAAUAAUGAAAUUAGUAUUGAUAUUAAAACGGGAUUUGUUCAAGGUGGAAAUCAAUGGAAUUGUGGAACAUGGAUGGAUAAAAUGGGUUCAAGUGAUAGAGCGGGAAAUAAAGGUCAUCCAGCAACACCCCGUGAUGGAUCAGCUAUUGAAUUAGUUGGAUUAUCUCGUGCAACACUUUCAUGGAUUAUUGAAAUGAAUAAAGAAGGACAUUAUCCGUAUGAUUCUGUUGAAACAUCUACAGGUUCAAGUGGUAAAAUGAAAUUACUUUUAACUGAUUGGAUUAAUAAAAUUGAUGAAAAUUUUGAAAAAGAAUUUUGGGUUGAUGAAACAAAUUCAUCAAAACAUGUUAAUAGAAAACAAAUUUAUAAAGAUACACUUAAUUCAACAUUUCAAUGGACUGAUUAUCAAUUAAGACCUAAUUUUCUUGUUGCUGCUGUUGUUGCACCAGAAAUGUUUGAUAAAAAUCAUAUAUGGGCAGCUUUAACACAAGUUGAAAACAUUCUUCUCGGACCCUAUGGAAUGAAAACACUUGAUCCAAGUGAUUUUAAUUAUGUUGGUGAUUAUGUAAAUGAUGAUGAUUCAAAUGAUUUUAAACGAGCACGUGGUUUUAAUUAUCAUAAUGGACCUGAAUGGUUAUGGUUAACUGGUUAUUAUAUUCGUGCUAAACUUUAUUGGUCAAAACAACAAGAUGAUCCAUUAAUUGUUAAACAAACAAUAAAACAUAUUCGAAAAUUAUUAUCAUCACAUAUGAGUUUAUUAUCAUCGAAUGAUUGGAAAGGUUUACCUGAAUUAACAAAUGCUGAAGGAAGAUCAUGUCCAUAUUCAUGUCAUGUUCAAGCAUGGUCAGCUGCAACACUUAUUGAAGCUUUCUAUGAUCUCACACAUUCAUAA
Molecule: messenger RNA, 3404 nt
Organism: Adineta steineri
Lineage: Eukaryota; Metazoa; Rotifera; Eurotatoria; Adinetida; Adinetidae
Source: the annotation of a GenBank genome assembly